Molecule: messenger RNA, 1658 nt
Organism: Ilex paraguariensis (yerba mate)
Lineage: Eukaryota; Viridiplantae; Streptophyta; Magnoliopsida; Aquifoliales; Aquifoliaceae
Source: the annotation of a GenBank genome assembly
AUGCCUGUGUUUUUUCAAAAAUGUUUAGUGUUUGGGUCCCCUGUUCAAGAACAGAGCUUAAGGAGACCUGAUCCUCUGCGCCGAUUCAAAUCGUACAAUGGAGGUUACGAUAUCGGGAGCAAGCAUUAUUGGGCUUCUGCGGCAUUUACAGGCGUCCAUGGAUAUGCCAUUGCGGCAGUUUGGAUGUUAUUCGGGUUGGGACUUGGGAGCUACAUAAUCCUAAAAAAUUUCAAUGGCACUUCGUCACCAGUUGUAGAUCAUCCAGAUUCUUCCUACCUUAUAAUGUUCUCAAUGAUUAUUCUGUUCACCUUCCUCGCCUUAAUUGCCACAAGUCUUGUAAUGGCAGCAAACCAAAGCUCCCUGCAAAGAGCCAAAAAGCUAAGAGAAACCAUCUUUGGGGCUGGUGGUGGUGCUGGCAAAACCAUUGAAAGAGUAACAACUUCCUUGCAAGAGAUGCAGACCUUUUUACUACCCUAUGAUCCGACAACAUGUCAACUUUUGAAUUCAACAAGCCACCGGCUGGGAAAAGAAUCGCGAAUGAUUCGACGUUUCAUUGACAGAGCAAGACAUUCUAGUGAUGAAGCAGUUGAAACUCUGUUCGUGGCAAAUCUUGUAGUAGUGAGCAUCAACUUGGUGUUGUUGGUUUCAGCAUUAGGUGAGACUAAUGGAUUGCUGCUUUGGCUCAGUUCUGCUCUUCUUGCAUUGGCACCCUGGAUUCAUAAUGUAAGUAAACUUCAAAUGCUUAAACAAUUGAAAUUUGCUGAAGACAGUUGUUCAGCUUUUGAGGAUUUCGAACAAAACCCUGAAAAUAGUAGCCUAAGAUCGAUGCUUCCCUGUGCAAAAUCAAACCAUUCGGACAUAUUCUUGGUGGAAAUUGGCUCCACUGUUCACAAAUUCAUAGUUGAGUUGAAUUCAAAAAUACCACAGCUAUGUGAAGCACUUCGGUUAGAUGAACAAGAUGAGGAUUUAUUAGGAGUUCAACAAAUAUGUGAUCCUUUCUCUGGUGCACCAAAUUACAGCUACACUCCUGGAAAAUGCCCGAAAGGCGCUAUUCCAAUUGGUGACUUACCAAAUGUCCUCUCAAGAUUCACCUGUUACAAAGAGAAUUAUUCUAUGGGACAAUGUCAAGGCGAUGGAAGGUUUCUUCCAGAGGCCUCAUAUGAUAUGGCUUGGGCAUACAGUCAAUCUGUACAGGACCUGAUAGACAUAUUUCCUGAUUUGCAGAACCUGGCUUGGUGCUCCUUCUUGAAGGAUGCGUUCUCUGAUGUUGUUUUGCGCCAAUGCAAGCCAUUUAGAGUCUCUGUUCGAAUGUUAUGGUCAUCAAUGUUGUCUCUUUCCAUUGUUAUGGUGAUUCUUGUGUUAAUUUGGGUUGCAAAAUCUUAUCAAGAGAGAGGAAGAUGCUUCUCCAUUUGUUCUAUCACUCCCAGAAGUGCUUAGGAAGGCCUAAUGUGGCUAGCAGCAAAGGCUGUGUACAGGGAAUUGAGGCGAGAAGAGGUGGGUGAGAAGAGGUGUAGUGUACCAUUUUUUUCCUAGAAGUUGUAUAAAUAGAGUCCAUGAAGUCGCAAGACUUACGUGGACUGAAAAAUACGUAUGUAUGAUUAUGUAUUCUGUUGUUCAUCCGGGUUUCUGUAUCAGUUGUGCAACUAACAAAUAAAUAC